Molecule: messenger RNA, 453 nt
Organism: Coccomyxa subellipsoidea C-169
Lineage: Eukaryota; Viridiplantae; Chlorophyta; Trebouxiophyceae; Coccomyxaceae
Product: AP2-domain-containing protein
Exons: 5
Biological process (GO): regulation of DNA-templated transcription
Molecular function (GO): DNA binding; DNA-binding transcription factor activity
Source: RefSeq, a predicted model, not a curated record
AGCUCGAAGUACAGGGGUGUCACUCGUCACAGGCGCACGAAGAGGUGGGAGGCGCACAUCUGGGACGACAAGAAGCAGGUGUACCUGGGAGGCUUUGAUGUGGAGGAGCACGCAGGCAAGGCACACGAUGUGAUGGCGCUCAAGUGCCGGGGCCCCAACUCGCCGCUCAACUUUGCACAGGAGGAGUACGAUGAGCUGCUGCCCAUGCUGCCCAGCCUGACAAAGGACGAAGUGGUGCUGCUGCUUCGGAGGCAGAGCAAGGGCUUCGCGAAGGGCACAUCAAAGUACAGAGGCGUAGUCAAACAGCGGAGCGGCAAGUGGGAUGGCCGCAUGGGGCAGUAUCCGAAAAGGAAGUAUAUGUACGUGGGGGUCUAUGGCGGGAUAGAUGAGGGCGCUGCCGCCUAUGAGCGCACUGCAGGGGAAAGCAACAGCGGCCACUCUGUUUCCAACCUC